ACAAGAAUGAAACAAUUUGAGUGAAUCUCGUGGAGGAGAACCUGCUGAGGUUCUGGAAGCCCAAGUUGCUUUGACAGAACCUUCAGCUCAUCUUCCUCUAGAUAAUACUCCAUAGAUUCUCUAUGUGGUUCAGGCCAGGCCUCCUUUCUGCUGUUGCCAUGGCGAUUUGAGUCUGUACCAAGGCCAGCUGGGAAAUGAAACCAGCACCUCCAUAAAGCUCAUCAGCAGACAAGAGCCUCUUCAGGUCAAUCUCCUCCAUUGGCCUUGCUUCACACUACAUGUAAAGGCUACAAAUGUUUUCCUUCCGCUUAACUUUCCUGCAAUAUGCUGCAAGGCAGCGGUCCAUGAACAUCAAGCUUCUUCAGCAAUGGAAUUUUCUCAUUUAUCUCCUUAUUUGUUUUUGUCAGCCUAAUGCAAUAACGUCCAGAGAAAGAAAAUGAAUCUACUUUGAUUAAAUCAUUCAGUUAUUAAUAAACUGUCUGAGGACCUUUUACUGUACUGACAUGCAGUCGUGUUUGCUUCUCGUUUUGUUUUUCAUUGAACCAAACAAAGUUCAAACCAAUCCUCUUUUCGUCUCUGCACAUGAGCCCGCCGUGACGCCGUGGAAACGCCUGACUUCAUAGCCCUGAUGGCGUCUAACGAGACUUUCUGAGACACUGCGGUGGCCCCCCCUAAGAAAAAACCUAGACCCGGCCCUGACCGCACUAAGUCUGAGCUGAACCAGAUGAUGCAGGAUGAGUCGGUGCUGCGUUGGGGUUAACGUGCCGCAUUGUGAAGCCUUGCAGCUCGGCUCCCGAUUGGACGUUUGUUUGAAAGUCUCUGCAGAGCCGGAGGCCGGCCGCUGAGGUGGAGCCACCCAGCAGGGGGCCUGUUCCUCCCUCAGCUCGACCUGCACUUCUGAAGCGCCUUUGAUGAGCCGCGGACACCUCCACACAUCACUGAGGCUUUCAUGGAAACGCAAACAGGAAAUACUAACGGCUCAUUCUAAUGGCUGCGCAGGGAAAUCAAGAAGCGCUGGCAGAAAAAGGGCUGAAUCUGUUCUUCUUAUCGUUACUUAUUGCCUGGUGCAUUACGAGAACAAGCUGGUUAAACAGUAAACUACAUAAAAAUAAAAUUACAAUGGUUAUUACUGUAUGUAAAUAACCCCAAAUUAACCUCUUUAUUUGUUUUUAUCUCUCUUUGGCGCUUAUUAGCUUUACUUACGUUUAUCUAAGAUUAACUUUCAGUUUUGGUGCUUGAUGCUUUUAUUUUGAAAAUUCAAUUUCCAGUCUGUGUGUUAAUGAAUGGCAGCUUAACAAGAGCGUAAGUUGGAAGACAAGCUGUUAGGGAGUUAAUAUUAUGAGUCAAAUUAUUUUGAAAGUGAGUAUGUGUUAAAUAUGGACUAAAAUUUGUUUUAUCAUAUGCUCUUUAUUUUAGACGGAGUCGAUAUUUUAAGUUGCAAACAUCACUGGUUGUAACUGUAUGAUGUUUUUGCUUUCACUGUGUUUUAUUAAACAUGAAAGUACAUCACUAAAGUCCUUCACUAGCCACAUUGUCUAAUAUUCAAAUGAACUUAAAACACAGAUUCAGACAUUUAAAGUCAACUUUAUAAGGUUGAUUUAACUAACAGAUUAUAAUUCACAUAAUUUACUCCUUGGACCCUCAGCAUCUCCAUCAACUCUUGACAGGAAGUUGUUGCAGUAAAUCAAUUAAACAAAUUAUAAAUUAAAAUUAACUCAAUGCUUUUCAUUCUGUAGAUUAAUAUUUUUGGAAGGGUAAUUUUGUUUACAGAGAAUUGAUUAUUCAUUUUAUUUAUGGUUUUGGUUGUGUGUGUGGGUUUUUUUUUUACUUCUGCUUUUAUUUGUUGUUUUAGGUUGUUGUAUUUUAUCUUGGAUAUUUAAAAUAUCUUCCAGUUCCAGUAUAAAGUUUUUAUUAAAAAUUAAAGUGGGCAUUAAAGAUGGCAUCAUGAUGUCAUCAUCAACAGAUUACCUGAAAAUGUUAUCAAAACAGAAAUAUUGUUGUUUAUCACAAUAAUUACUGGGACAAUUUAUCAUGCAGUAAACUUUUUUUAUUGUCACAAGCAUAAUUUCCCUUUCGGAUUAAUAAACUAUUUCUCAUUUUUUUAUUUAUUACUGUCUAUUUUAUAAGUUUGUAUUUUCUUAUCGUUUUUUACUAUAAUGUAACUAUUGUCAAAAAUAAAGGGAACUAAAUGCCUCACUAAAUAACAGCUGAUUUUGAACAAAACUAAGAAGACAGAGGAACAUCAUGACAUGAGCAGCACUGUGACAUCAUGUGAUGAUGUCACACCAGUUUCUUUGAAGUCAAAGUCAUCAAGGUCUCUGAAGCCUCAUUGCGGUUUGUUGAACCACUGAAAGCGUCAACGGCGACUGUUGCUACUGUUCUUUUCCACCGUUUUUGAGGAAAAAAUGGCAAAUUAUUCCCAACCAGAACUGCUGGAAUUCAAACUUUCAACCAACGAGGUGAUCGAGUACAAGCCGGACGUCUUCAUGCUGAAACUGGAGCUGGACACGCUGGGGCAGGACCUGACCACAGACAGCGACUCCAAGACGACCCUGGAGGAGUCUCAGGAGCUGAACGACUCAAUCUCUCUGAACAUGCAGAUGAUGCUGGAACAAACACUUGACGACACAUCCAGUUCCCAAGACGAGUUUAACGAGGACGACGUUUCUGACUCCCUUACUCUGAGAGGACAGGCCAUUACUUUAGGAGGAGAUCUUGGAUCGGAAGGAGAAGUGACCCACCUUCAGCUCACUUGCAAGCUGACGUGUGACGACGACGAUUCCGCCUCUCUGCAGCCGGAAAGAAGACGCACGUUGCUUCCUGCUGCAGUAGGAACGUGUGAAGAGAUCGAGUCGAUUAUGUAUAGAGAGCUGGAAGUGGUCAGAAAUUUCCACCGGAAAACCAGCUCCAAGUUCGAAACCGACGUUCUGAGCCUGCAAGGACAGCUGCGAACGUUGGAAGAGAACCUCAACAACGACAGAGCGCUCAUCAACCACCUGACGGCCGAGAAGAACGAGUUCCAGCAGGAGAUCAUGGCCCUCAAACAGAAAUGCGACGACGAUGAAAGCAGGUAUAAAACCGAGCUGGAGCGCCUGAGGAAGGAGCUUCAGAACCAGGCGGCGCUGAACGAUCAGCUCCACGUACAGAUAAAAGAGAUCAACGACAGGGCCGUUCAAAUCGAGAAGGAAGUCAAGCUGAAGAAAAAGAGCGGUUUCUGCGCCUGUCUGAGCUAGAAAUGGAAAUGAAAGGAACUAUAUCACAGGCUGCAUCUGGGAGUGGGAUUUUUUUUAAAUUCAUCUUUACUAGAUUAGAUAGAAAUAUUUUUAAAAUGUAUAUUUUUUGUGUGUGUCUGUGUGCGUGCGUGGGUUUGUAUGUGAUGGAGUGGCAGAGACUGUGAAAGACCCCAAAUUUUCAAAAGCGAGGUAGCAUUGUUAGCAUUGCAGCAUGCUAGCAUGGGUUUUCCCGGGUAUCCGGGAUUCACCCGCCUAAACCAAAGAUAUAUCCUUCCAGUUAAUUGAGUGCGUGUGUGUGUGCGUGUGUGUGUGAGUGAUGGUGUGAAUGUUUCCUCUCCGCAAAGUCGCCACCUUGUCGUGGUGGAGAGGCUUGCGUGCACCUAAAAUCGUGAGAGCGAUGAGUUAUUUAGCAAAACUCCAGAAUUAAAUUAGUCCAGG
This is a messenger RNA of Gambusia affinis (western mosquitofish), 3671 nucleotides long. RefSeq lists its product as uncharacterized. Bases 2406 to 3233 code for a protein of 275 amino acids. The record is from RefSeq and is a predicted model, not a curated record. The transcript has 2 exons. Lineage: Eukaryota; Metazoa; Chordata; Actinopteri; Cyprinodontiformes; Poeciliidae.